Molecule: messenger RNA, 2475 nt
Organism: Terrapene triunguis (Three-toed box turtle)
Lineage: Eukaryota; Metazoa; Chordata; Testudines; Emydidae
Product: DNA (cytosine-5)-methyltransferase 3A-like
Exons: 3
Coding region: 1-369 (122 amino acids)
Source: RefSeq, a predicted model, not a curated record
AUGCCCGUUCUCAAGCUCCCCGCCCUUUUGUCUCCUAGGCCGUUGGCAUCUACAGUGAACGAUAAGCUGGAACUUCAGGAGUGCCUGGAGCACGGCAGGAUAGCAAAGUUCAGCAAAGUGCGAACUAUCACCACUCGCUCCAACUCCAUCAAGCAGGGCAAGGACCAGCAUUUCCCCGUCUUCAUGAACGAGAAGGAGGACAUCCUAUGGUGCACGGAGAUGGAGAGGGUCUUCGGCUUCCCGGUUCAUUACACAGAUGUCUCCAACAUGAGCCGCCUGGCCCGGCAGAGACUGCUAGGCAGAUCUUGGAGCGUGCCGGUGAUCCGCCAUCUCUUUGCUCCCCUGAAGGAAUACUUCGCCUGCGUUUAAGACACACAGGAACUAGUGAAGUGGAACGAAUCAGAAAUAAAACCACCCAUGAGAAGAGAAGUGAAAAUGUGGAACAAGAGAAAAAUCAGCACCCAGAAGAGAGAAAGGAUUAAACCCGAUGGGAAUCCACCGCGUCUCCCCAAGCGAAAGGGUUCGGUGUCCUCUCCUGAAUUUUCAAUGUUCAGCUUUUAGCCUAUUUAAAAAAAAAACAAAAACCGUUUUUUUUUUGGUAACCUUUUAAUUUUCCGCUCUUUUCUGGAUGGGUUUUUCUGUUAGUUUGGUUUCUGCUUCUCGAAGCUGCGAGCGAGGCGAGAGGCUUUCCCGAGCUCGUGAGCAAGCGCUGUCGUAGCAGGAGGGCAAAGCCAGCAGGAAACGCUAGCAGAAACCCAAGCCUAGAGAGGGGAACGCGAAAGCAAGGUUGUGUCGCUCUGAGCUCGAGUUCUGUCUCUGGUCUGGUGAGCGUAGGAGCACAAAGCAGGGAGUGCUCAGCCUGCGCCGUAACUUCCAGCACUGAGCCUUACUUACUUCUACCAGCACCAUCACUGGUGAUGCAAAGCAAAACCAACUAGCAGGGAAGCCAAGAACACGCACCACACCACACACUUUUCUACAGUAUUUCGGGUGCCUACCGCACAGGAAACCUUGAAGAAAGCAGAUCCUAGAUGCCGCUGUUACCUCUUGUUUACAGUUUAUAUAUAUAUGAUAGAUAUGAGAGAUAGAUAUAUAUAUAUAUAAAAGGUACUGUUACUACUGUACAACCUGACUUCAUAAUGGUGCUUUUAAACAGCGGGGUGAGUCAAAACAUCAGCUUCCACGUUGCCUUACGUGCCAGGGCUUCCCACAGAGCUGUGCAGGAGGGGAACCAAUGCAGACUGAGUGCCGGGGGCAGGGGAGGUACUGGGCCCCCGCCCCCCGGACAGUGCGGGGGAGGGACGGGAGGCAGUCUCCGUCCCAUGUCAUGCAAUAACCUUUUUCUUUUCUAAAAGGAAGGCCCCCCUCCCACGCACUGGGGAGAAGCGGGUCUGGGGCUGCCCCCACCCGCCCGCCAGGGCCGGGGGGAGAGAAAGCCCUCGCCAGAGAAUAACAACACACAAACGUACUGGUGCUUUUCUGUGUACGUCGCCUUUGGGUGUUCUUUUCCGAGGGGCUCCCCUCCCCCGGCCCCUAGGCUGGGGUGCAGCACCGGGCAAAGCGAUGCUUUGGGUCACCUCCCAAUUCACAGGCUGCAGUUUUAUACUGAGAAGCUGAUGCCAUCUUUGAUUCUUCUUGUCUCUUUGUUGUAGAAUGAAGAAUUUGACUGUAGGUUCAUGCCGAGGUGGGGAGGAGGGCCGGGCGGACGCCCCCCAUUGCUCACCCAGGCCCGGGGGUGCAGGGCAGAGCUCCGGCUGCCCUGUUGGGUGCUCCCGGCCCGGCAGGGGGCUGGUUCUCUCUUUCUGUGGACGCUGUGAAUUCUGUUUCUUUUAGUACUUGAUUGAACUGCAGCUGUGCUGUCCCUUCCCACCAGCCACCAGCACGCGGCCCCUCGUGGCCUGGGCGGAGAGCGCACGCUCUGCGGGGCAGGAGGCGGAGGGCCGGCCUGGGGCCAGGGCUAGACUAGGAAUCACACUGGCAGGCCGCCUGAGGGAGACUCGCCCCAGCAUCUCCAGAGGGGCUGGUGGCCCAGCACCAGCCCGACAGCCUGGGCAGGCAGAGCAGAGGCAGCUUUGCCCCGGGCACCUGCCUAUGCAGCACGCUGAGGGAAAGCCAGCAGGCGCCGCGGGCACUCUGGUGCGCAAGCAGCCGCUGCAGAGCAGCGCCAGCCGGGCCAGGGGGAGAUCCCAGAGAACUCGAGGGCAGCCCCGAGGGGUGGUACGUUCAGGUGGGCACAUGGCCAAAGCUAACCCAUCCAGGCCAUGAGGGCAUAGCCCUACCGCACCCAGCUGGCACCAGGGGAGGAUCUGGCCCUCCAGGGGCAUUUGCCAGUGUGCCCUGGAACGGCAGGCCCGGGAGGAGCUUGGCGUCUGUCUUGGCCUCUCUGUUGAGUCUGCCGGGGGGAGAGCAGCUGGGAGGGGGCUUUCCCAACGCGCCCCGCGGGCACACGCCCCGAAGGGCACUGAUCAGCUGCCA